AUGAACCAUGCGCCGCGCGCCAGCCAACUCUCUGGCUCGACAGCCUUUGCCGGCUCCACGGCUUCUCUAAGCUCCCUCGCGAGCGCCGCUACCAUCACUCCCCAGAACGGCGGCCCGGUUCUCGCAACCGCCAACAUCAUCAACCAAAAGGCCGAUGCCUCCCGAUCCCUCUACCAGAUCUGCAUCUCGCUCAAGCAGCGCCUAGCCCAAGUUCCUGGCUUCGACCCCUAUCUCGAGACCCUCGACCCCAACGAUCCCGUCGAUCCGCUAUGGAACCUCUUCCGAACAGGAUACCCUCUCCUCCUCAUCUACAAUGCCUUGCAGCCUGAGGAAGAGCUCAAGGUCGAGGACUCUAGCGCUAACGAGGCUAAGAAAUCCAAGAUCGCCAUCUUCAAAUUCGUCCAGGCUUGCAUGAAGGAGCUGCAGAUUCCUUCAUCCCAUAGCUUUGUGAUUACUGACUUGAUGGGUAAUGAUACUAGUGGUUUUGUCAAGGUGACCCAAGUCGUUAAUUAUGUUCUCGAUUGUGCCGAAAAGCGCGGCACCCUCCUCCAAGUUCAGCCCUACCCCGAAGAUGAAGUUACAAGUGGUCCUGCCACCGGAUCGCAGAUGACCUACCGAGAUCACAUUGUCCGAGAGCUAGUCGAUACGGAGCGAAAAUACGUUCAAGAUCUCGAGAACCUGCACGAUCUGAAAAAGACGCUGGAACAGCAGGGUGCGAUUCCCGGAGACAUUCUUCACCAGAUCUUCCUCAACAUCAACGCCAUUCUCGAUUUCCAGCGCCGCUUCCUUAUCCGUGUGGAAACCACAAAUUCGAUGUCUUCUGCCAAUCAGCGAUGGGGAUCACCCUUUGUCCUGCACGAGGAUGCCUUUGAUAUCUACCAACCCUUCAUCGCGAAUCAGCGUAAGGCUGCCCAGAUCGCGAACCAGGUCUUUGACAAGAUUCAACAAUCCGAACAUCCCGUGGCGACCGACUUCAACACACUUGACGGUUUCUUGCUAAAGCCCAUGCAACGAUUGGUGAAAUAUCCUCUGUUGCUCAAGGACUUGAACAAGAAGACUGAGGACGAAGAAACCAAGGCCGACCUGGUUAAUGGUUGUGAGGCGGCCGAACGAGUCCUGCACAAGGCCAACGACGCCGUCAACCGGGACCUCUUGGAUGAGGCUCUGGAGGAUCUGACCAACCGAGUGGAAGAUUGGAAGAGUCAUAAGGUGGAACAGUUUGGCAAUCUUCUCCUACACGGCGUAUACGGUGUCAUUACUGGCAAGACCGACCAGGAGAAGGACUACGAGAUUUAUCUCUUCGAGUGCAUUCUCCUGUGCUGCAAGGAAAUCUCACCAAACAAGAGCAAAGACAAGAAGGACAAGUCGAGGUCAUCAGGACCCAAGGUUCGGAACAAGAACGCCAAGCUUCAGCUCAAGGGCAGAAUUUUCAUGACUAACGUGACUGAUGUCGUGUCCUUCUCCAAGCCUGGCAAUCACAGUGUGCAGAUCUGGUGGAAGGGAGACCCUGGUGUUGAGAAUUUCACCAUCAAGUUCCUGAAUGAGGAGACACUUAAGAAGUGGGUGGUUGCUCUCGAAAGCCAGAGGAAGAAUAAUGCUCCCCGUGCCUCGACGAACUCCGACUCCGCUACUGCCGACUUUGCCUGGACCAGAGACCAGGCCGGUGGCCUUGAGAACCCAUAUCUACAACAGGAUGAUGACGAGGAUGAUGACUACGGUCCAGCCACAGCGCCAGCCGGUCUCCCGAUGCCACCGCAUCCCAUGGGUAUGAUGCCUCGAACUGCCUCGAGCAGCAACUUGCGUGCUCGCGCAGGCACAGGAGAGAGCUCCGGGUCCCUUGCGGGUAUGGUGAGAGCGCCUCCGCCUCGAUUUCCUCUUCCUGUACCACCUGCUCCGCUCAGCCUUCAAACCCAAGGAAGCGGUGCACCUUCGCCUGGUGCCUGGGGCGGCGACAGCUAUUUCUCACCUGUGGCCGAGUCGCCAGCAUCGUCGCGCACAAGCACAGCGAGCGGCAUGUUUACCACGCCUCACUAUGGCUUCCCCAAGACUGGAACGCCUCAGCCCCCGUGGGAGGAUAGCAACCGAUAUACCGCUCCUGCUAUGCCGCGUGCUCCCUCUCGCGACGGUCCUUCGCCAAAUCCUCAUGGCCGCAAUCCUCGUGGUCCUUCGCUUCCUGCAAUGGCCUCCAACAGCCAGGCUGCUGCGCAACAGAGGAACCGCUCUUACAGCACUCCCGACAUCAACGGGCCCGGAAUGCCCAGGACCCGGCAACCCAGCCAAGGCAACAUCCCGGCUGUCCCUGGAAUCCCGCAGCACUUGCACCCGGGUCAUGAUCCUAAUAUUUCCAGAAAUCAGGCUGGCUCGCCCAGAAAUGAGAUGCCCAUCCGAGCUCAAACGAACAGCCCCGGAGUUCAACGGGAGCGGAUGCACCAGCACACGGGAAGUCUUGGCGGCAGCAUGGCUCAGUUCCCUACGCAGCCAGUGUACUCACGACAAGGGACUCCUGCUGCUGGCAACCCGCUGCGUGUUGAUGCCGCGGCUGCAAACUCACGAACUGUCUCUCCAGCCCUUGGUACAGCUACUCUUCCUCCAUCGACAAACCCUCUAGCCAGCCCCGAGAUGCCUCUGCCGACACAGCUCAAGGUUCGGGUCAACACUGAGUCUGGAAACUACGUGACGCUUGUUGUGGCCUUUAAUAUCACAUACCAGUCUCUGGUUGACCGAAUCGACGCCAAGCUGGCGCGGUUCACCAGCAGCAGCAUCAGCAAGGGUCUACUCAAGCUGCGGUAUCGCGACGAGGAUGGCGAUUUCGUGGCUAUCGAAGGAGACGACGAUAUCCAGAUUGCCUUUAUGGAGUGGCGCGAGGGAGUCAGGAACAUGUACGCUGGAGGCGUUGGAGAGAUAGAGCUCUUCUGCGUCGGCGACACUUCCUAG
Molecule: messenger RNA, 2934 nt
Organism: Fusarium vanettenii 77-13-4
Lineage: Eukaryota; Fungi; Ascomycota; Sordariomycetes; Hypocreales; Nectriaceae
Exons: 5
Coding region: 1-2934 (977 amino acids)
Biological process (GO): establishment of cell polarity; septin ring organization; intracellular signal transduction
Cellular component (GO): cytoplasm; mating projection tip; division septum
Molecular function (GO): guanyl-nucleotide exchange factor activity
Source: RefSeq, a predicted model, not a curated record